GAGGCUGAUUGUGGUGCCGUGAGAUCUGGACAAGUCUGAGCUUUGAGGUUUCGCGGGUUUGAUCGCAGGCAGAAAGAGGUAAGGAAGGUGUACCUUUGCGUGUCGAGCGGCGGCGAAGCGGUUCUUUUGGCUUUUGUUCAUAGGAAUUGGGUUCUGAAACAGCUGGGCUGAGAUCAUGGUGGGAUUCAAGAACCGGUACAUGGUGAUGGAGGUCUUCUUGGAUCCGAAUCGGGAGCUCGGGGUCGAUGACCCCAUCAUACUCACUCAAUUCAACGUGUCCAAAGCGAUAAGGGACAGCAUCCUCGUCAACUUCGGGGAGUGCGGUCUCGCGUCGUCUCUCGGAUCCUUUCAAGUCAAGUAUGUGAAUCCCAUCACGAAGCUUUGCAUUGUCAGAGCUUCUAGGGAGGAGCACCAGAAGGUUUGGGCCGCAAUCACCUUGGUCACAAGCGUUGGAAAUUGCCCGGUGCUGUUCAAUUUACUCGACUUGAGCGGAAGUGUCAAGGCCUGUAAAAAGGCUGCCUUGAAGUGUGAUGAGUUGAAAUUUGAGCAGUACAAGCUUGUGCGGGGGUCUCGUCUCUCGCCUGAGGUGAUCCAGCAGAUGCACAACUGCCAAGAAAAGAUAAAAAUUUUGGAGCACUAGGAGCGCUGCAUUUGUACAGUGUACGUGCCAUUGACUGGUUUAAUCUGAAGCAGCGCAAGUGAGAAACCCUUUUCAACUUUCAGCUUAUGGAUCAUAACUUUCCUUUUCUUCCCCAAGCUCCCCAAGCUUCUCAAGCCCCCCAAGCCCCCCAAGCCCUCUUCUCUUGUAAGUUCAUAUCCUGUACAUCAGACACGCCAGGUGAUCUUUAUGGUGACUUGAUAUGCAUGCCUAGACCUCAUCUUGUCCAUGGAUAAAAUCACCAUUACUGAAACUAGCGGACUCACAGAUAGUCGAUCAUACAGGUUUGAUUGAUCCGUGCAGUUAGAUUUCCACCAAGGUUCAAGAUGCAGUAUGGAAGAUAAAGCAUUCGCUACUGAGUGAACCCGAAAGAAAUAUUGUUUGAGCAAUUGCUGGUACUGGUUAUGGUGCUUGCAGGCAUUAUGCACUGGUCUUGACUUGAGUCUGAUUGCCCUCAACUCCAUGGGACAAUUUUGGGGUAUUCUCAAAACAGUCUUCUUUUAGUUGGGAUUGGGGGUUUACAUGUUCUUUGACUCUGAUGUAUUGUAUGCGAGUCUGGCCACGCGGAAAGAACGGAAUCAAAUUCAGCAAGUUCUAUUUCAAGUAUUAAUUUUGUAUGAUAUCAAUUAAUGUGCUUGUGUCAUAAUCGUCGACAUCAUUCACACAAGCCUGAUAAAGGUUCUAUCUAUUAAGGAAGUUCAUGAAGGUGUCAUUCAUCUUUAUUGUCCUCAUGAUUCAAAGUCAUUUAUGAUCAGAUAUGAGUUAAUGAUAGUCAGAUCGGGUUUGCUUAAUGUGAUUUCUCUCAUCCCUUUCACAUUUUGAAACUCAAAGGAAAGUAGCAAGAUGAUUGGGGCUAA
Molecule: messenger RNA, 1515 nt
Organism: Syzygium oleosum
Lineage: Eukaryota; Viridiplantae; Streptophyta; Magnoliopsida; Myrtales; Myrtaceae
Product: probable ribonuclease P/MRP protein subunit POP5
Exons: 5
Coding region: 176-640 (154 amino acids)
Biological process (GO): tRNA 5'-leader removal
Cellular component (GO): ribonuclease P complex
Source: RefSeq, a predicted model, not a curated record